CCGUAGAACCAAAUGUCGCACAUGUACCUAGAGUCGAUAAUCCGGUGAUCGGGAAGGAAUUUAUAAAGUGUUUUUUUUUAGGUUUGUGACGGGUGAAUACUGCCAUUUGUAAGACCCGGGUCCUUCUGAAAACGUGGCUCGACUGACAAGGAACUGCUCGUGCUAAGCUGGCCUGUCUCUAAAAGGGGCCUAGUGUCCCAGCACAUUGGGGCAUCAUGAAACUCACCGAUGGUGUGCUCCGAAGUUUUCGAGUGGCAAAGGUCUUCCGGGAAAACUCUGAUAAAAUCAACUGCUUCGACUUUAGUCCAACUGGUGAAACGGUGAUAUCCAGUAGCGAUGAUGAUUCAAUUGUGCUUUAUGAUUGCCAGGAGGGAAAGCCCAAGAGGACCUUGUACAGUAAAAAAUAUGGCGUUGACCUAAUCAGAUAUACACAUGCAGCUAACACAGUGGUCUACAGCUCCAACAAAAUUGACGACACAAUAAGAUACCUCUCUCUUCAUGAUAAUAAAUACAUCCGUUAUUUCCCUGGACAUAGCAAGAGAGUAGUAGCUUUGUCUAUGUCUCCUGUCGAUGAUACAUUCAUUUCUGCAUCAUUAGAUAAAACCAUCCGGCUAUGGGAUCUUCGGUCUCCUAACUGUCAGGGUCUAAUGCAUCUUCAAGGGAAACCAGUGUGCUCAUUUGACCCCGAGGGUCUUAUUUUUGCAGCUGGAGUAAAUUCAGAGAUGGUCAAGUUGUAUGAUCUUCGCUCUUUUGAUAAAGGUCCAUUUGCAACCUUCAAAAUGCAGUAUGAUCGAACCUGCGAGUGGACUUCUCUGAAAUUCAGCCAAGAUGGGAAACUUAUUUUAAUGUCGACUAAUGGGGGCUUCCUUCGUCUGGUUGAUGCUUUUAAGGGGGCUGUUAUGCACACGUUUGGGGGCUACAACAAUAGUAAGGCCGUCACUCUGGAAGCUUCCUUCACUCCAGAUUCCCAAUUUAUUAUGAUUGGCUCAGAAGAUGGCAAAAUUCAUGUUUGGAAUUGCGAAAGUGGGAUGAAAGUAGCAGUACUGGAUGGAAAGCACACAGGUCCCAUCACAUGCCUGCAAUUUAAUCCCAAAUUCAUGACAUUUGCAAGUGCUUGCUCGAACAUGGCUUUUUGGCUACCAACUAUUGAUGACUGAUGCACACAGCAGAAUCAUUCAUGAAAAUCCCAUCCUGCAGCUAUUUUCCACAAAUAGUUCUUCAAAAUGCCUGGAUAUCUAUAGAAUCACGAGAUGGUUAUUUUUUUUUUUUAUUCUCUAUAAAAAUACCCCAGUAUUGAACUGACAUUUCUCUUUGCCAAAAUACGAACUGUUCUUCAGUACAUAUCAUAUGGACUUCUGUUUCUGUCUUCUGUACUGGGCACUUGUGGAAUGUUGUAUAUAUUUUGUCAUGUUUUGCAUAACUGAGGAACCUGCAUUUGAGAAACAUGCUAUCAUUUUUUUUUAUAAAUAUCAUAUAUGUUCCAUGGGCCAGGACUAAAUGUUUGGUAUGUUAAGAACAACACCAUCUUGUUACAAAUGUUAAACCCCAACAGUUCUUACCUUGUGUUACAGCAGAGGUAGAUCUCAUGCUGUAUGGUGCACUAAAUAACCAGUCCCAUUUCUUUUUAGAUACCAUCGCUAUUCAAAGUCAAAGGGUUUCAAGAACUUACACCUGUUGCUAUUUUGUAUAUUUUAAGGCCAGGGCCAGACAAUGGCAGAUCUCUACCUGCGUUUCUCUGCAGUUGGGGAAUCUGCUGAACUUCUGGUCCUGGUCUGCUUGCACCUGGAAGCAUUGUUUCCGCUCGGGUGCAAGCUGAUGUAGCGGAUUUCGGCGCAGACAAUUUGUGUUCCACACUGAAAAUUUGCCCAUAGUUCAAAGGCUUUUGAGCAAAUAUUUUUAAUGUAGUACUCUGUUCUUAUAAGCCUUCUUACCCACACCUCCUGUCACAAGUAUUACAGAAAUGGUCAUCAAUUCUUCGCAGGAAUGCAACACAAUCCCAACUUACCUGAAACAGCUAUUUUGACUUUGUCUUCAUGCAGGUGAUUUAAAAUGGCACUUUAUUGUUGAUAUCUGUGCUUUCUUUGCCUGUUGAGAGAUGUUGGAAGUGUUAGUUCUGUAUCUAAAAGGCUGCAGGUUGAAUAUAUUCUCUAUUUCUUUGAAGGAACCAUACUUCUUUAAAGCCAAUGCUUACCUCCUUUGGGCAAACGUGUUUCUUUAUUGCUGAUUCCAAUUAGUUUAGAUCAGGUUUAUUAUCCUCAUGCAUUUCACCAACCGAUUACUUUUUUUUUUUUUCAUUUUUGGUUACAUACCGUAAUUGAUAAGUAGCGUAAGAGUGUGCUGCACUCGUAUUUUGUAAGCAGCAGGCUCUUCUUUAAAGUAAGAAACAGUCUUAGUAAAUUAUAACAGACCAGCAAAAAGCCCAGUACGUCUUAAAAAUUAUCAGUAACUUUCACAUGGGCAUUAUUAAACUGGCACAAGCAGUAGUUAAACUGUCCACAUCCACAGAACCUGUGAUAAGCAAACUAAUAUACCUGCAAUAGCCUAUCUGGCAUGGGACAAGUAGCUUCUGUAUAUCCAACAGACUGUAAUGUCUAGCUUAAAGUUGGAGACUUUGGUUGAAGGGCAAACAGCAUAGAAAUCAGAUUUUAAGGAAUAUUUUGUGCAGUUUUACUGUUCCAUUUACUUUCCCUCAGAUCUGGGGUUAAAACCUGUUUAAUAUGGGAUCCAGGAUAAGUCUGUGAAUCCGUUUCAGAAAUCAAUUGGUUGAGACUCGAUUAUACACCUUAUUUAAUUCCUUCCUGUUGUAUGAAAAAGUGUUUAUCUUAAACCCGUAGACCCACUCAAAGCAGAAUGAGGACCAUAGGUUAACAAUCCCUGCCAUAAUAGACUGGUUAGGGGAGUGGUGAUAUAUUGUUUGUCUCAGCUGAAGCACCUUCCAUAGAUUUAAAGAACAGCAUCAUCUAGGGGUCAUAAAUAAAAAAAAUUUCUACAGAUAUCUUCAGCUGGAGCAAGUGAUUAUGGCAAAAUAUUUUAAAUUUGCAUUACAGGUAUGUUUUAGCUAGGGUUCCAAAAACCGAGUGUGUUUGGCCCUUUAAGGUCCAGUAAGCAUUAGGUGAAAUGGAGUUUACACUUAUAGAAUAUGCUUGUUUCUUUUUAACCACACACCGUGGAACCUUUUUUUUUUUUUUUAAAAAAAAAAAAAAAUAUAUAUAUUUGGUUCCUCAUAAGAGAAACUUCACGAGCAGUAUUCAAUAUUUCAGAAUAAAGAUAUUUCACACUUUAAAGGAUUUAUCCCGCUAUAACAUAUAAAAAUUAAUACAUUCAGGGUUGUACGUGUAAAUAAAAUUGAUUAAUCCAUUACUGUGGAGGUAAGCAGGAUGCAACUGUUUCUUGUAAAUUGUUUUUUUUAAUUAAAUAAAAAGACAAAAACAA
Molecule: messenger RNA, 3432 nt
Organism: Xenopus laevis (African clawed frog)
Lineage: Eukaryota; Metazoa; Chordata; Amphibia; Anura; Pipidae
Gene: wdr82.L
Product: WD repeat domain 82 L homeolog
Biological process (GO): lncRNA catabolic process; negative regulation of lncRNA transcription; negative regulation of DNA-templated transcription, elongation
Cellular component (GO): nucleus; Set1C/COMPASS complex; cytoplasm
Molecular function (GO): chromatin binding
Source: RefSeq, marked provisional